AUGCGGUUCAAGCCCCCUGACGGUUUCAGCUCUGCCGAGGAGGAGACCUGGGGCUCGGAGGGGGAGAUCGAAGAAACCACCGUCGCGGGACGGCGACGCGCCUUGGUUACCGGCGGCCCCAGCAGACACCACCACAGCGCCAACAACAAGGCCAUCAUGGCCAAUGGCGAGGAAGAGGAGGACGGGGAGUCCAGGGGUCUUCUUGUCGGCGGAGGCGUUUCUAGAACGGCAUCGGCGGCGGCGCCCGUCGGCGGCGGCAUUGGAGGCAGGAGGAGAAAGGCAGCGGUGGGCGCGGGCAGGGCCAAACGGCGACCAUCUCUCGGAGCCGGCGGAGGCUGCUGCGAAGCGUCAGGCCGCGGUGGUGGCGGUGGCAGAAGCACCGCUCACUGCCGACAGCAGGGUGCAGGGGGAGCGACAGCAGGGCGGGAAAGCGGCAAGGAGGAGGAGGGGCUUGUUGGUUCGCCCGGGGGUGGUAGUGGUGGUAGUCGUCGCCCUGUCAAGGUGUCGAGGUCUCUUUUCAUUGAGAUCGAGAACAAGGCCUCCGAGCCGCCGCGAAGACCCGCCGCGGGCAGCAGGCGGCGACGCCACCGAGCUUCCUUGCUGGGAAACUUGCCGCGCGCGCGGUUUCUGGGGAGGGUUGAUGCGGCGGGCGAGGACGCUGACGACGAGGGGGAGCGCUCGGAUGACGAAGCCAUGUGCGGAUGCGCCGAGAGGUGUCUCCGGGUGGUGGACUCUUGGUACCACAAGCUUACGGGGACCACGGCAAAGGUGAAGUUCUCCGAGCUCGACCAGCUUGAUCAGGCGGAGUCUGGCAGGAUGCCGUAGAUUCCGACAAUCUCCGGUAGGUCACCGGCCACGUGUAUAACCAGCAUUCUGUUUCAGGGAAGGGAGGGUGGUGUGGUUUUCCUCAAGUCAGGCGGAUCAAUCGGCAGAUGCGCGGGUUUGCUGCUUGGAGCAUCUUAGACGGCACAAGGUGUUCGUGCAGAGAUGAGCUGACACGGGCUCUCGUGGAGUAGUUGGGGUUGUAAAGAUCGGCAAGGGAGAAGAACAGUGUUUCGUCUUUUUGGAACGACGGAGUUUUAUGUACGGUGGCCGUUUUCUGGUCGUUCUUGCUUCUGAUGAUUGUAACAUAAAAGAGGUUUGCUCGGGGUCCACGGCCGUUGGGGAGCCAUUUGGAGAGAACUGCAGUAGUGUUGUAUGCAUAGCUGCGGCGUGUUGUCUUGUUGGAGCCAAUUUGAGGGAAGGGUACUGUAGCUGUAGCUUUCUGGAUGCUCGCUUGUUGUUUUGUUACUUUUCAGUUAGGUCCUGCGGCUACACACGAAAGUGCACUCCCACAAUUCCGUGAGAACGGGAGUAAAUGUUAUUUGGUGAUGGAUGUCAGGGGUGUUGAAUGUUUCAUCGUGCCUUACGGAUUUCGAUUGGUGUUGCCUAUAAUAGCCUUGGCGAAGAGAGUGCGUUUUUCUCUGUUGUUGUGCUCAUGUCUUGUUGUCCUUUCCUCCCCUCUUCCUCGCUGAAACCGCCAAGACCAAUUCUCGUCGAGAAUCUCUCUUUGUUCGCUGGUUUGCUUGUACAUAUCGCCGAUGUUGAUGCAUGCCCAAAAAUCGCUCGCUCUUGCCCUGGGUCUGGUGAGAAAAGGAGGGAAGGAAACUACCGCUUUUUUUGUUGGCUGCGUCGACGAGGUGUGAGUCUUGAUAAUCGUGGCCUGUAGAAUGGGGGUGCAAGGGGGGGGGGGGAGGAGGGGGCGGUUAGCCCGGAAGCGUUGAGCAUAGUUGGAAAGUAUAGUAUGGUUUUACCCGAGCGUGGUUGGAAGCAGCAUGCGCUCGCUCGGACGUUUUUUCUCUGUAAUUUCGUGAGGAGUUUGCGAGCCUCCUCUUUUGCUCAUUGGCUAUGCGAGAGCUUGUGUUGUGUCUGUUGUUGUUGCCGUAGAUGUUUGUUUUGGCGUGUGUAGUAAGAUAUGUCCGUUAAAGCCAGUGGGUGUUGAUCGAGCGGUGGGGUCUCCGCAUAUAAAAUAGGAAGUAGUCAGUCCCCACCCCGGUCUUUUUGCCGUGUGUA
This is a messenger RNA of Ectocarpus siliculosus, 2052 nucleotides long. NCBI's taxonomy places the organism in Eukaryota, Phaeophyceae, Ectocarpales, Ectocarpaceae. The record is from the annotation of a GenBank genome assembly.